AUGUCCACAAUUCCUGAACUCUACAAUGAAAAGUGCCAUUGUGCUGGAUGUAGUCAGAACGAUCUCGGCUAUAGUUUUGUUGCCAGAAGAACUGCUCAACGUCAUAACAAAAGGGCAAGACUAAAUGCCAUAAGAUGUGAAAGGGACAUGUCUACCCAAAGAAAUAUGAUGGAGGUCAAUGAUGAACCUAUCUUAACCCAUCAACCCGGAGCCCUGGAAGAAUCGUACACUCAGACAAACUCACCUGUUUGGGAAGGAGCUUCAAUGUCUGACACUGAAGACGUUUCCGUUACUAAUGAUGCGAUCAGCAAUGGCGACAAUGAUGACAGUGGAAGCAACAGCAAUGAAAUCAGUGAAGACGAAAGCGAAGAUGAUGUUAUUGAGCUCGACGACAAUGAAUUGAAUAGUGAAGACUCUUUUGCCACCCCCGAUAUGCCCCAGAACCCAGUGCACAAGUUCAUUGCUACUUUUGUGGUGAUGUUUGCUUCCCGCUAUGUGGUUGACAAGGGCGCCAUUGUCUUGAUCGAGUUCAUCAACAAGCUUUUGACAAUUUACGAGCAGGAUUUCCAACUGCCCUUGAGCCUUCCUGGUCUUCAGCGCAUGACAGAUUUCUCAGCCAUGACCAAAGGCAUAAAGAAAUUUGUUGUGUGUCAGGAUUGUCACAAGGUGUAUGAAGAAAGUGCAUCUGUCCCGUCUCAUUGCGAUUUCGUAAAGCUUGGUGCACGCUCAUCUUGCAACUGCCAAUUGACAAAAACAUCAGCAUCGGGUGCUUUGGUGGCCAAGCGUUCAUACUUGUACCAGUCCAUUUUGCAUCGCCUUGGAUACCUUGAUCUAGUACGUGGAACGAUCAUCGAUCCCAUGCAUAAUUUAUUCCUGGGAACGCCUAAAAGAUUGAUGGAUCGUUGGAUCAAAGACGAAGACAUUCAAGAUGGCGAUUUUGCGGCAAUGCAGAAGACUGCAGAAACUAUGAUUGUGCCUGGUGGAUACACCUCUUUGAACUCAAAAAUAGGAAAGCAGUUUUCGUAUAUGAAGGCAGACGAGUGGAAGUCAUGGGUGCUCGUAUACUCGCCAGUUCUGUUGAAAGAUGUUCUUGCAAAAGACAGAUUCGAAAACUGGAUUAACUUUGUUGAUGCAUGCCACCUGUUGAUCAAGCCAAUGAUCACGUUUGAUGAAGUCAACACUGCCCAUCAGUUUCUUCAAACUUUUUGCACCAGAUGUGAUGAGCUGUACAACGCCGAAAUUCUCACCUGUAAUAUGCACCUACACCUCCAUCUUCGAGAUACAAUUCGUGAUUUUGGACCAGUGUACAGUUAUUGGCUAUUCGGGUUCGAGCGGUUUAACGGGUUGUUAAAAAAUUUGAAGACAAACAGGAAGAUCGGGUUUGAAGAAACAUUUAUGAAGAAAUUUAUUGAAGAUGUGCACAAAGACGAUCUUGUCAACAGUUUCCUUCAGAGUACCCGCCAGACAUCUGCAUUUCCUCUCCUUACCAAACUCACUUCUUCCUUUACACCCGCUACCAUUCCAUCCAUCCGUCAACGUACCUUCCACAUACAGUCAUUUGUCGAGGCUUCUGAAGAUCCAAAUGUACUUGUAAAAGGCAACGAACCUCUCCCUCCUUCUGCAUUCCCUCUAUCAUUAAAAUCCGCUACCACAAUGACGUCAGAAUCACCAUACUUUGUUGACAAUAUAAUCACCCUGUUGAAAUACAUCAACAUCCUUGGGCAGGUCUACAAGAGUAAAGGUGAAUCUGGAAGUCGUGGCUCUCUUGUACAAGCAAAGUUCAUUGGAAGUACUGGUGAGCAUAUCAUCGCAUACACGGGUCAAAUACAGUACAUUUUCACCCAUUCUUUCACUCCUCCACCCACCUCUUCAUUCCUUACUCCCUUGCUCCGCACCCAUCGCCACCCAACACAACUUCUUCACAAUUCUCAACAUACUUUUGCAUUUAUCAAAUGGUACACACCCGAAAAUGAUAAAUCGCGAGAGUACGAGCACGUUGAAACCUGCUUUCCAACAUUUUCUCCUGACGAUUUCCAAUGUGUAUUGCCAGUGCAUAGAAUUAUGUUAGAAGUAGCAACUGCUGAGCACACAACACGCAGAAAAGUAAAAAAGAUGCUGGUCAUUCCUUUGCCAAAAAAACAAUACAUUUAA
Phycomyces blakesleeanus NRRL 1555(-) is the source of this 2151-nucleotide messenger RNA. RefSeq lists its product as hypothetical. NCBI's taxonomy places the organism in Eukaryota, Fungi, Mucoromycota, Mucoromycetes, Mucorales, Phycomycetaceae. The coding region runs from base 1 to 2151 and encodes 716 amino acids. The record is from RefSeq and is a predicted model, not a curated record. The transcript has 6 exons.